CAUGAACCUGGAAGGAAUCAUCAAACAUACUUGGGCUGACAACAUCACGAUGCACCUGAUAUUCUACGAGUACCUGCACAACGAGUACCGGCGGUCCUUCGUGGAGGUCCACAGCAUGUUUUGCAAGAUGAUGAAAACAGACCCUUACAUUGGAGGCAUGCUCGCCAAACAUGGCGCCCCUUGUCCUGCGCCACCGGGAGAAUACAAACUGCAGAAUAUGACGCUGCAAGGCGAUAACUUCCCCAAUUUGUUCCCCAUCUCCAAGGCCAAGAUCGAGGUGGAGCUCACCAACACCAGCUCCACGGAGACCAUCAUGAAGGCGUAUGCGACGGCGUCUUUCGUGACCAAGACUAAAAAGAAGGUCUAGACCCAGAAGGCAAAA
This is a messenger RNA of Ostrinia furnacalis (Asian corn borer), 382 nucleotides long. RefSeq lists its product as uncharacterized. NCBI's taxonomy places the organism in Eukaryota, Metazoa, Arthropoda, Insecta, Lepidoptera, Crambidae. The record is from RefSeq and is a predicted model, not a curated record. The coding region runs from base 2 to 367 and encodes 121 amino acids. The transcript has 3 exons.